Messenger RNA from Ambispora gerdemannii, 193 nucleotides. The record is from the annotation of a GenBank genome assembly. Lineage: Eukaryota; Fungi; Glomeromycota; Glomeromycetes; Archaeosporales; Ambisporaceae.
GUGGUGGUGUCUGGAUAUGCUGAGAACGAUUUACAGGCUUACUGGGAGGAAGUAAUUGAGGAAUGUAAUUUGAGAGAAAAGCUUCAUUCACUUAAAGUUGAUCGGGAGAAGCUUCUCGCAACAUUAGCUUCCCUCGAUAAUGAGUUAGAAGCAGUCGCCAUCAAGUUAAAUACCCUUCCAGAACACAUCCUUG